AUGAAGGGUUUGUCCAGCAGCCGGGCGCACCACCAGCUGGUGUCCUACGACCCGUCCUACGACCCGAUGGGGCACCACCACAUGGACCGUAAACCCUUCCUCCUCAGUCAGAUGGACAUGCCGGUCCCUGUGCCCAGCCCCUCGGACUACUACAACCCCCAACACUUCCCCUCGGACUCCAACAGCAUCGUGCCGUACGGGACCUUCCCGCGCCGCUGCCUCUCCACCUCCUCCUCGCACCACGCCGACAGCCGAGACGAGAGCAUGGCUGUGGUGCCGUACGUGGGGGGAGGCGGCUACUGCGGGAAGACGCCGACCAGAGUCCCGGCGAGCUACGAGCUGGAGCGCCAGUCGUCCUUCUCCAGAGACGGUUACCACACGCUGCAGUACAAGCGCGGCAUGGUGGCCCCCAACAACAACAACGACAGCCCCGGCAGGAUCCGGCACCUGGUCCACUCUGUGCAGAAGCUCUUCACCAAAUCUCACUCUCUGGAAGGACCGCACCACACGCCGUCCGUGAAGGCGCCCAGCAACGGCAGCGUGAGCGUGAUGGGCGGCGAGCGGGCGAGCGGGGGAGGCGGCUCCAGCCCCAGAUCCCGUGCGAGUCCUGACGGGGAGUCGACGGCAGGAGGAGGAAGCCGUCAUCGUAAACGCAGUAAAAGUCGCGAGCGCUGCAGGUCUGCGGAGCCCAAGCACCGCGCGCACUACCACCAUCACCAGCUGCACGGGUCCGCCUCGGCGCCCGGCUCCGGGUACUGGAGCUCGGACGACAACCUGGAGCGUGAGCUGUGCCUGUACCACCCCCCGCCCUCCCCCGCACCCUCCCUGUCGCCCUCCCCCAUCGCCAUGACGAUCAGCCGGUAUCCAGGCCAGCCGCCCGAGCCCAGCUACACCCACAGCCCGCUAACCGUGUCCCAGUCACAGCAGUACUUCAGCAUCAUGGACCCCUACGCCACUAACACGCUGAACGAGCACUCGCCGCUGACCCACUCGCACUCGCAUCACGGACACCACUCGUCGUCAUCGUCUCAUCAUCACGGACACCAUCACCACGGCAACCACCACCAUCAUCACGGCAACCACCACCAGCCGCUCAAGGUGUCACGCAGUAAUGAUGUCAUCACCAAGUACACGCCCGCCAUCAGCAAUAACACGCCUAAUAACGCAGACCGAGGGGGCUCUCAGAGCGGAGCACUGGUGCCCUUAAACAUGUCGGAGAAGAAAGGCGCCUGGUCGUCCAGUCUCACGGUGAGCAGAGCCAGGCCCCAGAGCCCAGGAGCUGCCAGUAACCUAAGCCUUCUAGAUAGAGCCCUAGUGAAAGCUCAGGCCAGUCAGCCUCAGCAUCAGCCUCAGCCUCAGCAUCAGCAUCAGCAUCAGCAGCAUUUCCUCCAGCUCAGUCAGCAGCACUUUGGAUCCUUCAUCAUCAAGAGUCUGCUGCAGAUUUAG
This is a messenger RNA of Knipowitschia caucasica, 1446 nucleotides long. The record is from the annotation of a GenBank genome assembly. Lineage: Eukaryota; Metazoa; Chordata; Actinopteri; Gobiiformes; Gobiidae.